This is a messenger RNA of Penicillium bovifimosum, 1254 nucleotides long. RefSeq names its product phosphoglycerate kinase pgkA (gene pgkA). Gene Ontology annotation, cellular component: cytosol. Gene Ontology annotation, biological process: glycolytic process; gluconeogenesis. NCBI's taxonomy places the organism in Eukaryota, Fungi, Ascomycota, Eurotiomycetes, Eurotiales, Aspergillaceae. The transcript has 3 exons. Gene Ontology annotation, molecular function: phosphoglycerate kinase activity; ADP binding; ATP binding. The coding region runs from base 1 to 1254 and encodes 417 amino acids. The record is from RefSeq and is a predicted model, not a curated record.
AUGUCUCUCUCCAACAAGCUCCCUAUCACUGACGUCGACCUCAAGGGCAAGCGUGUCUUGAUCCGGGUCGAUUUCAACGUUCCUCUCGACGAGAACAAGAAUGUCACCAACCCCCAGCGUAUCGUCGGUGCCCUGCCCACCAUCAAGUAUGCCAUUGACAACGGCGCCAAGGCCGUCGUGCUCAUGUCCCACCUUGGCCGCCCCGAUGGCAAGGUCAACCCUAAAUACAGCCUGAAGCCCGUUGUUUCUGUACUUGAGAAGCAGCUCGGAAAGAGCGUCAUCUUUACCGAUGACUGCGUCGGACCCCAGGUUGAGGAGACCGUGAACAAGGCUUCCGAUGGUCAGGUUAUUCUGCUUGAGAACUUGCGCUUCCACGCCGAGGAGGAGGGUAGCUCCAAGGAUGCCGAAGGCAAGAAGGUCAAGGCCGAUAAGGCCGACGUUGAUGCGUUCCGCAAGGGCCUGACUGCUCUCGGUGAUGUCUACGUCAACGACGCUUUCGGUACCGCCCACCGCGCCCACAGCUCCAUGGUUGGCGUGGACCUCCCCCAGAAGGCUGCUGGUUUCCUCGUCAAGAAGGAGCUGGAGUACUUCGCCAAGGCUCUCGAGAGCCCCGCGCGCCCCUUCCUUGCCAUCCUCGGUGGCGCUAAGGUAUCGGACAAGAUCCAGCUGAUCGACAACCUCCUGCCCAAGGUCGACAGCCUCAUCAUCACCGGUGGAAUGGCUUUCACCUUCAAGAAGACCCUUGAGAACGUCAAGAUCGGCAACAGUCUCUUUGACGAGGCCGGCAGCAAAAUCGUCGGCGAGAUCGUCGAGAAGGCCAAGAAGAACAACGUCCAGAUCGUCCUGCCCGUCGACUACGUCACCGCCGACAAGUUCUCCGCGGACGCCACCGUUGGCUCGGCCACCGACGCCACAGGUAUCCCCGACGGUUUCAUGGGUCUGGAUGUUGGCCCCGAGAGUGUCAAGCUCUACCAGAAGACCAUCGGCGAGGCCAAGACCAUCCUCUGGAACGGUCCCCCCGGUGUCUUCGAGCUUAAGCCCUUCGCCAAGGCUACCGAGGAUACGCUCGAUGCCGCUGUCAAGGCUGCUCAGUCCGGCUCCAUUGUCAUCAUCGGCGGUGGUGACACCGCUACCGUGGCCGCCAAGUACGGUGCUGAGGACAAGAUUUCCCACGUAUCGACCGGUGGCGGUGCCUCGCUCGAGCUCCUCGAAGGCAAGGAGUUGCCCGGUGUUGCUGCUCUGUCCAGCAAAUGA